UUUUCAACCGCCCCACCCUACCUCCAACACCACCAUUAUGGGUUGGAUCGUACACGUAAUAGAACGUUGGAUUGGAUUCCAUUUUGCUCUGAGAGAGCUACGGAGCUGAGUGCUACGUACUGAAUUUCUUCCGAAUCAGUCAGCCUGUCACUCAUACACUGUCGCUCGCCGUUACCGUGCCUAUUUGUAUGAGUGAAAGGGUGGUUUUUAAUUCGGUUCACUAAGCACGCGCACACUAACACACACACACGUCGAAGAGGGCUUAACUCACUUUACAAACAAUUGUAUUUGAGCUCAGCCGAGCAGCAGUAACAGUGAAGUCUGGGAAGCGAAGACAUUAGAGUUUAUGUUGCUUAGUGGGUGCGUGCAGACAAGUUACACAUAUAUUUGUGCUUGUGUUUGUGCCGGAGGUGACAGGAACAACGGGAGAGCGACCGACCGACCGAGCGAAAAAAAAACAGGUGGUCCGUCCGUUGUGUGAAAAAAAAUCUGAAAGGCGUGAAUAGCUCAAAACAACAGUAAUGAAAUAAUGAUGUUCUGAGUGGGAAUUAUUGACGAUGGAAUAUCGAGGGUGUAGGUAAGCGGCGAUAUUCGUAGGACCAAUCCAAUCGAAGGCACCCCUCCAUGCUCUACCCUUGAGUAUGCCAAUCCAACCAAUCCAAUUUAUACAGGAAAAGCAGAGGGAUGGCGAUUGCGAUAGCACGAGUCAAGAAGAAUAACGCAUAACGCAAUAUAGUACACGCAUAGUUGGAAAACAAGAAAACACAGAAGAAUACGGUGAAAUAGAAGAAGACGACCAAGAAGUUGGUCGGUGAUAGCGUACCAGUCAAUCACCUAAUUCAACCAAUCACCUAAUCAAUCAACCGUCAAGUCGAGUCAACCGCGUUGGUUAUAGGGCGCCGUUGGUGGAGAGAGGGGUCUCAACCAUUCUCACUCUCCCUCCCUCAAAAACCUGAGUAUGGAAUACUACAUGGAAUAGUUGGAGCAGUAGCAACUUCUUACCGUCCAAAAGCCAAGAAAAACUGCAGCAUGCAUUUCCAGACAGCAUGCAGCAUCAUUUUCCAGGCAGCAUGCUGCAUGAGUAAUGGUAUGAACAACAAGUUACACUGUUGGUGUCGAGCAACCUAGCAGUUGUGUAGCCGAACGUAGCACAUAAACGAUCAGAUCUCAACUCGGUGUACGUGUGUGUGUGUGUGUGUGUGUGUGUGUGUGUGUGUGUGUGUGUGGGUGGGUGUGUGUGUACAAGUGUGAACUGUCCAUUCGAUAGACAAUUCAAUUCUACUUUAAGGUAGCGUGUAUGUGCGUACAGCAAAAUCUUAAAGAAGGUACGGUACACACAAUCUGGUCCCACCCAACCAUAGAGGGCUGCUAGAGGGAAGAACCGUGUAUCGAGCUGUACAAACGAAGACGGCGAACAGUGUAGAUUCUCUUCGGAAGGUACAGCAGUACGGGGGUUCUAAGCCCAACCGGCUGAGACCGACGAACUCAGGCGCGAUUGGUGCGAAAAAGGAGACGAGGACAUUUCGCGGAAGCGGAAGCGUUCCGUCUUUGUUACUGCAAGUCUGCCGUUCGGCAAAUUCCGUCAGUGUGGCGGCAGGGUGGGUGGCCCGGCGCAGGCAACGGGCUCAGGAGCUGCUGGCGGUGGUGGUGGCGGCGGCGACGGUUGCGAUAGAAACCCCAGCCCGCCAUCAGCAGUGGAGAGUACCUGCGGUGGCGGCAGCAAGGGAGUUAGAGCGAUGGUCGUGUCAUCGUCAGGGCAUGGCGGAGGUGGUGGGGGAGGCAGCAAUUCUGGCGGCAACAGUGCCGGCAGCGGUGGACAUCAGGCGGGCGGAUCUACACGUAGCAACAGCCAACGGUUGGCACUGGCUACCCCCGGUACGGGAAUGACACCGAAAGAGCUUUCGGACAACGAUGAUCUCGCCACUGGCCUCGUGCUCGACACGAUUCUCGGAUUUCAGACGCACAAAAUGAGUCUCAAGUACCGACCACUGAAGGCGGACAAGGACGAGAUCAAGAUGAUUAUCGAGGAGUUCAUCCGAACACAGAACUAUAGCAAAUGCUAUCAGCAGCUUCUCGCUGGUAGCUGGAUGCCUCGCUCGGUGCUGAACAAGAACAAGCUAGCCCUAAAGCGGCUAGAAACGCACAUCUACCUGUAUCUGCGUGUGUUCGACCAGCAUUCCGGAUUCGUGAUUGAACCGUGCUACCGGUACUCGCUGGAGGGUCAGAAGGGAGCUAAAAUAUGUUCGACGCGUCGAUGGUUGCGGCACGAAAAGAUCGUGUGUCUGGUCGGGUGCAUUGCCGAACUUAGUGAACGCGAAGAAGCGAUGUUACUCCAUCCUGGUCGCAACGACUUCUCGGUCAUGUACAGUUGCCGCAAAAACUGUGCCCAGCUGUGGCUCGGCCCGGCCGCGUAUAUUAACCAUGAUUGUCGGGCCAAUUGCAAGUUUGUGCCGACUGGGCGCGAUACGGCCUGCAUCGAGGUAUUGCGUGACAUCGAGGCCGGUGAAGAGAUCACCUGCUUCUACGGCGAGGACUUUUUUGGCGACAACAACUGUUACUGCGAGUGUGAAACCUGCGAACGGCGCGGAACCGGUGCAUUUAUGGCGCGCGCAGCCGAAGCAUUCGCCGCGAGAGGUCUCUUCGGUGUCGGGACUGAAGCAGACCGAACACUGAUUGUAAAUGGUGCGGUGAGCUCUCUUAUGAACGAUGGCACUGGAGCAGGCUUGCGACUCCCGAAUGCCAUCGAUAGCAUUGCGACUGGUGGAGUCGGAGUGAACGGAAUACCGAUCGGCUCAACGGUGCGCUAUCGAUUGCGCGAAACCGACAAUCGGUUGAAUCGCAUGAAGAGCAAAGGUAUGGGGGUUGGUGGCACCGUCUAUAGCAGUGUUGUUAAUGCAGCGGCCGUCGGAGAGGUGAUGGGCAAGGUGGCGGGUCUCGGUAGAGAUCCAUCGCUCGGACUUACAUUGAAGGAACUGCGCGAGAAGGGCAUGACCAAGUAUGAUGCGGAAAUGUUGCUAGCCCAGCAGAAACACCACCAAACCCUUUCGUAUUGCCCUGGAGCAAGGGGAACCAUUAGCAAUAUUCGCAACAAUACCAACAACAAUAACAGCAGCACCACCACCACCACCAGUAGCACUAGCAGCAGCACCAGCGCAAUAGUCAAUGAUUCGCUCAAGAAUGAUGAAUUGCGCGAGAACGCAGCGAUUACCGAGGUGCGAUCUACCCCUGCCGCUCAACUAAAACGCGCCACACGAGGUAAAACGUCCACAAAGUCUUCAACGACAACUAAGCAGCAAGCGAAUCUAAUGCGAAACAGCGCAGAGCAGCGAAUCAACAAAACACGUCGCCAUAGCACGCAUGCCAACCUUGCUGUCGACGCUAUCGAAGAGAGCCAGCUGAAGCAGAGGAAGGAAAGCAUACGUGAUCGAAGAAAAAGCUGUGCACUACCAUCCGCUGCUACGGUGGAAACGAUCAUUGCCGACGAUUAUGACUACUAUGAUGGCGCCUACUCGCAGCUGGACAAACUGCUUGCCCUUGAUGCCCUUGAUGACGAGCGUGCCAUGGCAGCCUACAAACUAGCCUACCAGCAGCAAUACAACUCGCCGAAGCGCCUCGAAAUCGGACAGAGGCGUGGUUUGCGCGAAAGAGGUCAGCAGCGGCGCCAACGAAAACGUUCAACCGACGAAUGUUCGCUCUCGCUGGUGGCGGACUCGAUUGUGCCGGAUGAUGUCAGUCCUCGCGUAACGCGAGGUAUGCUUCGCCAGCGGGAAGAUUACGGAAGCCGUGGUAGCAGCGGCGGAGGAGCCAGCAAUGAUCUGCGAGUCUCAGUGAUGACAACGCCCGCUGAUCACGGUACCAUGGCGGAAGAGAAGGUGUCGCGGCCUAAACCGAAAUCAGCAACGUCUAGCUCGGCUUCCAGCAAUGGCAUUGUCACCCGCCGGAUGUCACGUUGCCUGGGUUUGCUGAAUUCGUCUGCAAUUUCGGCCACAGAUGGUGGUGAACAUGAUGUUCGCGAUGCAGCGACGACCUUGACAGCAACAGCACCGAUGCCACCAAUAUCGGUUGCUAUCGUAUCCAAUUUGGGUAGCCGCAUCGUAACACGCCGAAUGUCACGCAGAAAGUCCUUGGCAUCGUCCGGUUUGGUUGGCGGGGGUGAAGAAAACGACGGCGUUGCCUCUUCAGCUGCCAUAACAAUGGCAAACCACAGUUCUAAUCGCGGUAACCGACGAAAACAGCAUCUCCAUAAACGCAACGUCGACGAUGAAGAUAAUGGGGUUGGGAGGAGAGCGGCGGAGAAGGAGAGUAAAAAUGAUCAUCAUCCGAUUGAAGACGACUGGAUGCGGAAGCAUAAGAAGAGGGCAUGCCAGACGUCGACCACUAGUGCAGCGGUUGUGAUGAGUUCCGAGCGCCAUUUUGCAAAACCACGGCAGCGCAAGACCGCCGACACUGUAACUGACGCUGGCUGUCCUGUGACCACUGCCAGCCACACUGAGGGGACUGUUAAGCGAAAUGAGAUGCAAAACAGUGCGCGAGCAAACCUCGCCAGCAGAUGGAACGAUGACAACGAAGAACAGCAGGAGAACAACGAUGGUGAUGCCGAUGAUGAUGAGGACGAUUUGUGCUUGUCUGAAAUUAUCCGUUCAGCGAGAAACCAUACGGUCACAUCUAGUAGCGAUAGUAAUACAAAAGGAGACCUAAAAAAUCUUUCCUCCCGAGUGGGCGAUCCUCAAAAGGACCGUAAGCUAGCUACCACCCGAUUCCCUGGCACUGCUCAUAAGCAAUUGCACGUGGCAAAAUAUUCACCUGAGAACUUUGAGGGCAGCUACUAUCUGCGGCAAUCGCAACAAUCACCGUCAGUACAGCAGCAUACCGUAAUCGAGUUGGCGUCAUCCAUACCAUCGCAACCGCCCGGUAGCAGCUUUCCGUCCCCGCAGCAACCAAAGCAGCAGUGGCCGACUGUGACGGAUUCGGUGCUCAGUACACCGGAGCGACGUGUGAAAUUGACGCUGCGAAUGAAACGGAGCCCGGUGAUCGAUGAAAUCAUUGAAUCCGGGCAAAGUCUGGGCGAAAACAAUGGGACGAAUGCCUGUAGCUUCCCACGCGAAUAUGAAAUCUUACGCACAGAGGGCAUCGGUCGAGAGUUUGAUAGUGAUUCGGAGGAGGAGCAGGCUUGUGAGAGACGUAGUCGGCCACGAAAAAAGCGGCAACUGCAACUUGAUGAACAGAAGACAGAGCAGAAUGGUCAAGUGCAGCAUCAGCAGAAGGCUGUAGUGAUCGAAGGAAAUGAAAAAAGGGAAGAAAGAGAGCAAGAUGAGUUGGCGGAGGACGAGGAGGAUCUAACAUCGUACAGCAGUAGCUGCAGCAGUCGUAUGUCACAAAAACACUCGAAGCGCCACAAAGCAUCAAAGGAAGCACGCCGAUUGCGAAAGCUGGAGAAGCGCGAGCGACGCCGUCAGCUGUCUUGCUCCUCCAAUCUUUCCUCUGUCACAGCCUACAGCCAGGGUGGGUGGCCGUACAGUGACGAUGGACCGCCGGGUGCCCAUGAGACCGAUCAGUCCGCGUUUGUCCUAUCGUCCUCGUCUAUGAACACGCGUCGCGCUGUCAAUCAAACAAUUGCACCUGUUUCACUUCCAAAGGAAAGUGGCAAUAAUCAACCGGGUGUCGUACCGUUAUUCCGUAACGGCUUGCGUUCGUCCUCUAGUUUACAAUCUGGCCCUAUGAUGGUUCCUCCGCAAUGGCGUGUCGGUAGUGUAUCGCCGCCUCAGCCAAAUCCACCACAACCCGCAAAACGGUUACGCUUAAUUUUGCGCAACGAAACACACACCCGAGACAUACCACCGACGGCUGAAGCGAUGGUACAAAAAGCUGAUUUGCCAACUGUUGUGGCGCAGCAGCUUGAAAUCAGUGAGACAAAAUCGAGCCGAAGCCGGCGCCAUAGCACGCAUGCCAGUUUCCUACUGUGUCCAACUAGCGAUUGCCAGAACGGAGGUCUCUCGACUAUUUCUACCGUAGCACCGAACUACAAUACCACCCCAAACACAAGUUCGCUCACUUCGCUCAGUUCUAAUAAUGCGAGCGCAAAGGAUGAAAUCGAAAGUGGAGCUCACCAUGAUUCAAAUCAAUCCAUUGUCACCGCUUCGUCUCGACGGCCAACUGCGCUUCAGUCCACGACGGACCAACAAUAUAAAACUGUAGCCCCUUCGCAGGGUGAUGGUAACCUAAGUCAACCAGAACCAGUCCUUGCGGCCUUAUUCCAAAACAGUUCAAGUCCAUUAGCACACCUACAGCGCCCUUCGAUGGAUCCUCCAGCCGGGUGUGUGAACACUGCCUCAACAAAACGUCUCAGUACGCCCCAUGUGAAACGAGAAAGGGUGGUAACGGUCAAAUCAACCCAAGUCCAGCCAGAUCUUCUACUUCCGGUGGUAGCCAAGGCUAGAACAGAGAAAGUGCAGCAAGAUGAGACUUAUGAUUGUCAGCCCGGGCCUAGGAAGAGUCGUAGCAGGCGCCAUAGCACGCACGGUAACAUCCUGACAAGUGCAUCAAGUGACAGCGAUAGUGGCGAAAGUGAGGUCCAAACAAGAGCGAACGAGCAGCAGGCUUCAUCGAACGCAAAGCACGAUGCGGGUAUCCAGCAGCGUACUGUUAGGCGGCGAAGCUGUGGGGUUACCUCCGUGUCAACGUUGACGAUGAAUCAUCAUGAUGCAGGGACGCAGAUUGACAGCAACUUAGCGGUGGAACGAAAUGCUUCUACCCAGGCUAACCCGCUAUCGGUAAUGAUACCAGCGCAAGGAUUAGACCCAAUGGUCUCAUCCACUCAUGUUUCCACCUCCCGCAAUGCGAUAUUCAUCUCAAAGCGAACAUUAUCCAAGCGUCGGAUCACACUCGACGAGGCCAGACAGUUGGUGCAUGCAUGGAAGAUGAAAUUGGAUCACCACAAUACGUUGGUGCACGAUGGUGAUGAUAAAGCUAUAGUCCCUAACUCUGGUGCCUUGGGGACUAGCCAGGAAAGGGAGAACCGAUCGGAAACGUUAAUUUGCAAUACUCCUGGCGUAAUUGUGUGUCACGUUACUGAUCGUCGUGACCCUAGCAGCAGUAUUAAUGGAGUUCUUGCGCCGGUAAUCUCUUCACCACUCCAGUCGGAGUCGUCCUGCUCGUUGACCCCAAUCAUUGGUGAUACGGCUGGAUGCUCUUCCAAUUGUGCGACAGAGAAGGCCGCUAUCCACUCCGGCAGUGGUGCUCUGCUAAAUCUGGCUGUUUCUAACCCUUCAUCUCUACCGACGACGUCAACACGGCCGUUACCAGCCAGGCUUAGGCAAGUGUUAGAGCAAGGCCUAUCAUUUGCAUCCAACCUUGCCGGGAAUUUGCCGGUUCUUCAUGAUAAUCGAUCGCAGGAGAAGCAACCACAUGUGAUCACUACGAGAAACAGCAGCAACAGCGGUGAUGCUAGCACGAACAGCCCAGUUGCGGAUAACAUUUCCACCUACCUCACUCAAUUCCAGCAUCGAUCCAAGCAGCCAGCUUUAGCCUUCCAGCGAAAUGGGCACUCUCCUUCGAUGGAAGUGUCUGUCGUUGCGCCCAGCCGCAUGCUAAACCAUGACAAUGUUCCGAAAAGCAUUAGGCACUCCUCCCGGUCCGAGUCGGUAGUACCCUUGCAGAUGCGACCCAAAAUGCGUUCGACGUUGCCUGAAGACAUCAUUGGUCGAAUCUUGGUGACACUGGUUCAUCAGCAGCAUCCUGUGCUGGUACCGUACAUCCACUUGCUGCAACCGGCAUAUCAAUCGGUUUGGCAAAACGGUGGAACACUAACGGAUACUGCAUGUAUCAGUAACAAUUUGUGUAGUAUUCUAGGUAUCGUGCAAGUUGGAACACAGCCAACAAACUUGGCUUGCAGUCCGGCUGAUGCAGCAACGGCAGCGCAAGAUGAUAUGAUCGAGCAGAUAUUUUUGCGGUUGAUCCGGCAGCAGCAUCCAGUGCUACGACCCUACGUCGGGCUGCUACACCCGUAUCAUCAGAAUGCAUGGCGCAACGGUGGUCAACGAGCAGUGGCUACUGACGGUGGGUUAAAGGUGAGGUCUAAUAAUUCCUCCUUAGCUACGCAUCAGGGCGAGAGCACAAAUGCAAUCAUCAUCUCAGAUGACGAUGAUGAUGAUCAACGAGAUAUAGUCUCACGAAAUGUGCAAAAUGGUGGUACUAGUUCGAGGGAGGCUACUACCAUGAGCGGAUCGAUCCAAGAGGACGGUAAAAUGCACAGUGGCAGCAGGAUCCUUUUGAACGGUAUGACUCUGCAACCUAGCAAGGACAAGGCUGGUGAGCAGCAGCUAUCGGUGCAGGAUGGUAUUGAACCGCCGUCUGCGAUAGCGAAUCCGAUGCCGAACGGAGAGAUGCGAAGCCGUAUCUUGCUAACGAAGGCCAAUGGCAGACCGAUGCCAGAUGCACGUUACCAGAGUAUCUGGCGCACUCCUGCCCAGCCCGGCGUCGCCACUUUUCACUGAUUACGGAGGAAUUCCAGGGCUCUUAUGACCUUGUCGGUCUAGUCGAUGAUCGAUCUCACUUGUCAAGCGCUAAUUGUAAUGGCUUAAUGACCUUCCAUCUGACGGCACUAGCACACAUACCAUUAUCGUACACUACACAACCAUGCCCUUCCUCUAAGCCCCCCACCCCCCCCCUCCAUUAUCUCGCAAAAGUGCAUGGUGUAACCAUUGUAUUUCUGUUGGUCGGAUAUAGUAGUUCAAGGUGGAAUCGAAUAAAGCAAGAUCUGGGAAAGAUGGAAGGAAAGCAUUUCUCGGCAUAUUCCAGCUUACGUAGUUCCAUGAAACUUACACUCAAAAUGCACACACAUCCACGCACACCUCGAUGCCGUGCUGUAUAGGUGGUGCUUCAUGUGGUAUACCCCCACUCUCAGCCUCACCACUCUUAAUUUCGUUUUUAAUGAUUCAGCUAAAUUUAGUCACCGUGUGUGGCUUGCGCAGGCAAACUUUUAUAAGAGGGCACAUUAUAUUUUAAAGAAAGGAUGAUAGGAAGGGCGGCGAAAGAAUGGACGUUUUCAAGGCAUUCAAGCCUUACGUGUUUGCGUCUCUGUAAAUGUGUAUUUUUAUGUAUGUAUAUGUGUGCGUGUGUGCGUGCGCGCUCGCGUUUGUGUGUGUUUGUGUGUAGGUGUGUCUUUCUCAUAAGCAAAAUGGUCGCCUCGAAAUGCUAUCGUUGUAACUAUAGCGUUUGAGCGGUUAUGGUUUGUUUGAACGCCUCUAGAACUCGAGCACAUGAGUGCAAUAGCGAUACUAGGAAUUACAACAAACGUACCGAUAGCGGUCUGUUAGUGCAAUAAUUGCUUAGGGAUAAUGCAGCAGGAAAGCCCGUGCUACUAGUAGUCGGUUGAAUGAGACAUCAGACAUACAGAUGUAGUGUAUCCAGUAACAUAAUUUACCUGUGCUAAGUGUUUAGCCACCACGACUUGGCGAUCACCUGCCUUCUGCCGCAAAGUGGAGACCGGCGAAAACAGACAAUCCAAAUGACGAACUGAAAAAACAGGUUGGAAGCGAAUGAGAAAAGCACGUGUGGGAAAAAGUGUGGUAGUCGUCUGCUAAACGCAUCGGCGAGCGCUUUUAAACCGGAUGAGGCGGGUUUUACGGGCUCGAUACUUCAUCGCUUACAGUUGGAGCAAUACGUUUGGAACGUGAGUUCUAAUUGGUGUGCGUGUAUGUGUGUGUAUGUUGAUUCCACAGAUUAUUCUGGUCCCCACCCCUCCUCCACCUUAAUCGCCUUGCAUCCUCUAAUAGUUUUAGUGGUCGGCCUUCCAUUUUCGUAAGGUGAAAUAAGCUGGCUGUUAUAUGUAUGGCGCUGAUGCAACAUGAAUAAUCGCGACAAGAAUUGCGCGGAAACACAACUUCGGUGUACAGCGAGCAUACUAGCGAGAGUAGAUAGUUUAGGAUGGAUAAUGGAAAAGCAGCAGCAGUAGCGUUAAGUCAGAAACAUAGUUACUAAACACACAUGUAACGAUUAGUGUAGAUCUGGUGAUCGUAGCAAAAAUUUGACUGCCAGGUACGUGAGCAAAAUGCGCUUCACUAAGGACAACGGAAUAGUAGUAACAGAGCUGAGAAUGGGAGAUAGAUGAAGUGAAACCGAUAGAAUUAUAGGGAUUUAGCGAAGAACAUGGCUAUCGAUGGCGGGUGCGCACUGGUGAUCAUAAUGGCCACCACAAACGGCACUUAAAUCGAACUGCAUGGUUUUGUGAUAUGAACAACAGCUUGAGAUAAAGGAUAGAAAGAAGAGAAUAAUUUAAAAAAAUGGAAAACCCCAAAAACUACAGAAAAUGUUUAAAAAUAUCUGAUAAACCAUUGGUUGGGAUGCGCCAAUAAAAUCAUAAAGAAAGCGCUAGCAGUGAAAGAGAGUGAGACGGACAUAGCAAGAGUGUAUGUAUGAGUGUGUAUGUGUGUGUGUGUGUGUGUGUGUGUGUGAGAGAGAGAGAGAGAGAGAGAGAGAGAGAGAGAGAGAAUACAGAACGAUCAAACAACUUUGGUACGGCGAAUCGAUGUGGGUGGCCAUAGCCGUGGAGGAGUCAUAUGGUUAUGGAGGUAAAUUAUAAAGGAAAAAGUAACAAUAAUAUUAUUGUAAUACACGUAAACGCAUAUAUUCAUGAUUAUAAACUAUUUUAGUACUCCUACCAAUACGCACGAACUUAUAGCUAUGAUUAAUAAAAAAGAAACAAAAUCCGUAAACAGAGUGCCGUAACGGUUACUUCUAUUACAAAUACAAAUGACAGCGACACAGUGGAAGAGGGGUGGGGGGACGGUUCUAGGUUGUUUCAGGAAUAAAAGGAAAUAUUCAGCCUUCGCCCGUUUAUUCGUAUGAGGUUACAUAGUACACACUACAACAUUUAAAGCUUGUUAGCGGCCAAGAGAUAUCGAUUGACAUCGAUGAUAUAGUGGUUCGGUCUCAGCAGGCGAUCAGGUACCUCGGGGUGAUGGUAUAUCACAGGCUUACCUUCGGAAACCACGUUGAUCAUGCUACCCCUAAGGCGCGGAGGGCCCUUAACGCUCUUUCGGCCAUCAUGCGUGGAACGGGCGGCAUCAGGCUACUAGCCACCGUAGUCACUUCCGUAUUGCGUUACGCGGGUCCUGCAUGGGCAGAGGUUCUGUCGGGGCGUAAUCUGGUCGCCGUUAAACCGUUUACUGGGAUUAGGGUUGCCGGAGAAUUCCGAACCGUAUCCUCGGUGGCAAUCAGUGUGAUUACCUGCAUGAUCCUCGUCGAAGAGGGCGGGGAACGCUACGCUGGUAGUGGAGGGCAUUCAAACGGAGGCGAGACGAAGGUCGCU
Anopheles darlingi is the source of this 11308-nucleotide messenger RNA. RefSeq lists its product as uncharacterized. The record is from RefSeq and is a predicted model, not a curated record. NCBI's taxonomy places the organism in Eukaryota, Metazoa, Arthropoda, Insecta, Diptera, Culicidae. The transcript has 4 exons. Gene Ontology annotation, molecular function: protein binding; histone H4K20 methyltransferase activity. Bases 1737 to 8492 code for a protein of 2251 amino acids. Gene Ontology annotation, cellular component: nucleus.